Molecule: messenger RNA, 2725 nt
Organism: Amphibalanus amphitrite
Lineage: Eukaryota; Metazoa; Arthropoda; Thecostraca; Balanomorpha; Balanidae
Product: serine/threonine-protein kinase VRK1-like
Exons: 9
Coding region: 183-2024 (613 amino acids)
Biological process (GO): peptidyl-serine phosphorylation; signal transduction
Cellular component (GO): nucleus; cytoplasm
Molecular function (GO): ATP binding; protein serine/threonine kinase activity
Source: RefSeq, a predicted model, not a curated record
CGGGGGGGAUGCGCGUCGUGGCAACGUCGUGGUAGUUAAUUUCAGUGCAAUUUGGCCUGUUUAUGUUUAACUAGGUUACUUUACUGGUUAGUUCUGGUAAAUUGAUAUUAUAUCAUCGAAUCGGUUGGUGUUUCUUGCGAUGAGCUGGACGUCUUAGCCUCGAAAAGAGGGGUCCCGCUGCAAUGCCUGUGCGCAAGUGUCGCGGCGGCGGCGGCGGCGGCGGCCCUCCGUCCCCGGCGCGGCGCGCCGCCGCCGGCCACCGGCUGCCGGCGCCGCUGCCGGCCGGCCUCACACUGACGGACGUGUCGCAGCAGCGCUGGCGGCUCGGCCGCUCCAUCGGCUCCGGCGGCUUCGGCGAGAUCUACUCGGCGGCGCGCGACUCGUCCGCAGAGGCCAGCCACGCCAUCAAGGUGGAGCCGCAUUGGAGCGGGCCGCUCUUCUCCGAGAUGCACUGCUACCACCGGGUGGGCCGCGCCGACACGAUCGCCGCCUGGCAGCGCGCGCGCCGGCUCCGGCGGCUGGGCAUGCCGCGCUUCGUCGGCAGCGGCUCGGUGGAGCACGCCGGCGAGCGGUACCGGUUCAUGGUGAUGGACCGGUUCGGCUCGGACCUGCAGCGCCUGCUGGACCGGCACGGCGGCCGCUUCCCGUUCGGCACCGCGCUCACCAUCGGACUCCAGGUGCUGGACACAUUAGAGUAUAUCCACAGUCGGGAGUAUAUCCAUGCCGAUAUUAAAGCUCAGAACCUCCUACUUGGCUACAAAAGAGGCACCGAAAACCAGGUCUACCUUGUGGACUUUGGCCUGGCGUGUCGUUACUCCCUGAACGGCCGCCACAAGCCGUACGGCUCCGACCUGCGCAAGGCGCACGACGGCACCAUCGAGUUCACCAGCCGGGACGCGCACAUCGGGGCGCACUCUCGGCGCGGCGACCUGGAGAUCCUGGGCUACAACCUGCUCCAAUGGACGGCCGGCCGGCUGCCCUGGCAGCACCUGCUGCAUGACGCCGACCUGGUGGCUGCCGAGAAGAACCGCCACAUGCGCCACAUACCUGGCCUCGUGUACGCCUGCUACGGCGACUCGCCGCCGCCAGAGGCCGAGGUGCUGGCGCAGUACAUGCAGAUGGUCUCGGUGCUGGGGUUCGACACGGCGCCCGACUACGACGCGCUGCGGGACGUUCUGAGGGCCGGCGCCGGCCCGUCGGGCGCCGGUUGUGCCCGCCUCGAGUUCUCCUGCGCUGCCGCUGCCGCCGCCGCCGCCAAAGCGGCCGCCGCCACUGCCAGCCGCCGCCGCCCGCGCUCACGCUCAACGGGCCGCCGCCAGCUGCCGGCCGCCAAACGGCGCCGCACCGGCCCGGCCAGCCGCGCCAGCAGCGGCAGCGGUCAGGAGAACAGUCUGGGUCGCGCGCAGCGGCGGCCGGGCGGGCGGCGCGGCCGGCCCCCGCUCCGACUGGUCACCGACAAUGGCGGCCCGCCACCGCCGCCGCCCCCUCCUCCGCCGCCACCCGACGAGUCGCCGGUGACGACGCCCUCGCUGCGCUCCGACGGCAAACUGCGUGAUUUCGACUGGCAGCACUUCAACAAAAUGGUGGAGGAGGCGGGCCGUCGCCGCACCGCCGCCCAGCGGCCGGUGGAUGAGGGUGACGGUGCCGGCGGCGACACCUCCCCGGAGCCGGCACCCAUCGUCUACGAGAGCCUGACGCCGGCCAUGCGAGAGGUGCUGGCCAAGCGGCAGCAGCGCUCCCCGGAGAAGGGCGGCAGGAAACGCAGUAGAACGGUCAGUCAGAGCUGCCCGGAGUGGACGGGCGUCGGCUCCCCAGUGACGCCCGCCAUGGCCGCUGUGAUGCUCAUCCGCGCCCGCCGGCUGGCGGCGGCGGCCCAGGAGUCGGCCGCCGCGCGCCGGCUCGGCAAGGCGUCCGGUGGCCGCCAGCGCCGCGUGGCCAGUCUGCUGUGCACGCCCGAGCCGCGGCCGACGCUGCGCGCCAGCCGCCGGCUGCGGGCGCUCCAGUGCAGCCCGCGGGCGGUCUGAGCGGCGACGGACGGCGGCGCAGAGUCCAGAGAUUACAGAGGUUUAUCGACUGGCGCCGACAGACAGUGCGGCCGAGCUGGCCGUGCGCGGUGGCGGUCCCUCUUGUGUUACAACGCGUCGACGAAGUGUCUAUCCGUGAUUUAAUUGUGCGACUCAUCAAAUGUGUCCGGAAUCGACGCAGUAUCUGCGCGGAUAGCGGUGCGCUCCGUGCUGCUGCGAUGAGCCGAGGUGUGCGCUGGGCGGUGCAGCGCUUCUGGUCGACGGAGGACCAGCCGCGAGCUGGCGAGAGUCGCGCCACCGCUGGCGUCACAGUCAAAACAGAAUGGGGUUGGUGUGUGCAAUUUAUGUUGGGGCGGCCGCCAUUUCAGUGAGUGGCAUCGAACGAAAUCAUGAACUUACGGCUCAGGAGCUGGUGAUUGACUUAUUUCCGGCAUGUGGCUGCGCUCGUGCGCCAGUGCCGGCCCAUGCCGCAGCCGGAGGAGGCGACUGCCGGUCAGCUCCUCCGUCGCGGCGCGCGGUUUAUCGGUUCGUUAUAACCGGCGUAAUUCCCCGGUUGUUUAUUUUUUCAAUGGUGCACGUGCGGCCAGAGUGAAUCGUGGAGAGCUCCAGAGUUUUCCGGGAGUGCGGAUAUCCUUCCACUCUCUUCUGUUCUGUGAUAGUUUAUUUCAUAGUUGUGUAUAAUAAACUUUACUCAAAUAAAA